AUGUCUUUUCUACGAACUGCUUUCGCUUCUCUCUAUCUCGCCGCUGCCGCGUCCGCCCUGACCCUCAGCGACUGGAACUCCUCCGGAAAUUCGUGCGGCAGCGUUACCUGGAACGGCAAUGCGGACAAGCCCGUCUUUUAUUUUGAAGGCUUCGACGCGACGCUGAGUGCUGGCCAAAGUGCGAACUGCGCGGUCCAUCUCCAGUUUGCCAGCGGUCGUCCGGGCUACCGCCUUGUCCUCGACGAGGUCUCGACAUGGGGAAACCUCCGCCUCGAUGCGGGCGGCGCGGCCACAUUUUUCACCACCUCGUUCUGGUCUGAGUCUGCUGCCGACACGGCAAAUGACCGCUUGGAGUCUGCAACCAGGUCGGCUUUUACGGGAGAUGUGGCAAUUGAUGCGACAAGCCUCUCGCUUGCAUCGGGCUGCGUUGGUGCUUCUGGCGCGGGUGGUAUCUUGAACGUCAACUUUAGAGUUGUUGCCGAGGACGGCACCGUUCGGUUUGGUCCCGAGAAGGGAUCCAAAAAGGCGGCCGUCUCACAACACUUGGCUUUGAAAUGGGUGGCAUGCUAG
This is a messenger RNA of Parascedosporium putredinis, 570 nucleotides long. Lineage: Eukaryota; Fungi; Ascomycota; Sordariomycetes; Microascales; Microascaceae. The record is from the annotation of a GenBank genome assembly.